Salarias fasciatus (jewelled blenny) is the source of this 6379-nucleotide messenger RNA. It is a transcript of the gene col17a1b, whose product is annotated as collagen, type XVII, alpha 1b. Gene Ontology annotation, biological process: extracellular matrix organization. The record is from RefSeq and is a predicted model, not a curated record. Lineage: Eukaryota; Metazoa; Chordata; Actinopteri; Blenniiformes; Blenniidae. Gene Ontology annotation, molecular function: extracellular matrix structural constituent conferring tensile strength.
GGCGGGCAGCGGGAGCGCAUCACUUUUCUGUUUCGCCCUCGACUCCGGCGCGCAGGACCGCCGCUUUAAUUGGAUCCCUCCGGCGCUGUUUUCCUUCUCCAAAGCCUUGCGUUUUCGGUUCGUGCCGUCUGCUACACCUGCCUGCCAAAGCUGCGGAGCGCCGAUGGGCGCGGCUGGGAGCGGUGCCCGGGCCUCUCUGUUUGGACUUGUCUGCUGAAGUUGAGUGAAAAGCGCACAAAAGGACGCAGGAGUUGAAGAACAUCCCCGCACGGAGCGGCAGCCCCACUUUAAACGCGGACCAUCCUGAGAGGACUGCCUGGCUCACUGUCGACUCAAGAUAAGAUGGGAUGGACGAGUUAACAAGGCUCAUGGACUUCUCAGAGGAAAAGGUCGUGACUGAAACUUUCAGCUCCACCACCAGACUGACUUCUCUCCCGCCGAAGGGAACCAGCGGAUCAAAUCACAGGAAUAUGUCCAGCAGUGCUGGAGGGCUGGGCUUGGAGAAGAAUGUCUUAACCCAGAACAGCAGUGGAACCUACUUCUCUUCAUCCUCUGUGGGGCUGAACCCUGGAAGCUACAGCUCCUCGUCCGGGAUCUUCUUCGGAGGAGGAGACUCCUCAGGUGGAGGCGAGGGAGGGGGGAGCUACCUGGAUGGAGACGGAUAUGGCAGCGGAGGUGGAGGGCGUGGAGGAGGAGGAGGAGGUGGUGGGAGUUACAUGGUGAGCUCGGUGUCAAAGGUCAGGACCAGCUCGUCCGGCGGCGCCAGGAGAGUGCCGACUGCCAGCUCAUCGGGGGGUCUGUCGCCAGGGUUCCGGGAGAGGAAGAUCGUGUCCAGCCGCUCGGGAGGCUAUGACGGAAGCUCCAGUGCAAAUUCGUCCCCCGAAUUCACACGCAAAGAUUAUGGAAACUAUUGCUCCGGCGCCACCAGAGGGAGGAGCGAAAGCAGAGAGAGCGAGAUCAGAGCCAGAUUACAGAGCGCCUCCCCUACCGCCUCCAGAUGGACGGAGCUGGACGACGUGAAGAAGCUGCUGAAGGGCCGCUCCAACAGCGUCAGCCCCACCCGCUCCUCCAGCGCCUCCGUCACUCUGCCCGUCCCGAAAAAAGCCAGCGUGGAGACCCGGACGGUGUCCGUGGCCUCUCAGUCAGAGAUUUCCUCUGCGUACGGUUCUGGUGUGAGGUCCGGAGGGUUCAACACUAUCGACCUGUCCGGCCUGUAUGACACCGCUCUGACCACCGGGCAGCUGGACACCGGUGUGAAAUCAGGCCAGUACGACAUCACGGUGAAAUCCAGCCACUACGACUCCGGUGUCAAGUCCAGCCAGUACGACGGCGGCCUCAAGUCGGGACAGUUCGACGUCGGGGUUAAGUCGGGGCCGUUUGACACGGGCGUGAAGUCGACCCGCUAUGAGACGACCACGGUGCGGUCGGGGGGGUACGACACGCUGGACUCCGCCGUCCCGACCUUCUCCUGGUCCACCACCACGCUGCCCGCCGGCUCCACCACCGUGAUCUCCGGCAGCACCAACACCUACACCUACCAGACCAACAACAUAUCCGGGGGCACCCUGCCGCUCACCCCCACCUCGCCCUCCUCGCUGUCAGUUUACGGCUUUCAGAACAACCUGGCGCCGACAUCCGGCAGUGUGCUCACCACCAGCGGAGCCAACGUCAGCGCCAACCUCGCAGGAUACGGCGUCCAGAAGAACGUGUCCAACGGCGGCGCGGUCAUCGGCACCGGGGUCUCCACAGCCACAAGAACUCAGUCUGAGGAUUCCUUCAAGAGAGACUACAAGUUCUCCCUCUGUGAUAAGGAGAACGUCUCAGGAAAGAAGGGCCAGGAGACAGAAAUGCUCAUUCUGGCCAAAGACAGCGGGAAGCAGUUCACCAGCAGCAGCAGCGUUCAUGUAGGAGGAGGAGGGUCGCUUUCAGGAGAUUCCAUAAAGAAGGAGAAGCUGAUUUCCAGCUACAGCGAGACGGUUCCGCUGAAGGCAGAGACGGGCAACUUUCAAUACGGGUCUGGGUCUGGUGUUGUCAUGAAAGACAAAGCCACCUAUGCAGAGAUUCACCGGGACAGCGGCAUAUUCGGAGGCGGAGGAUUCUGCUGCUGCUCGGACUCCUGCUGCUCCUGGUGGAAGUGGCUGCUGGGUCUGCUCCUGCUCUCCCUGCUCCUGCUCGGACUGCUGUUCGGCCUCAUCGCUCUGGCUGAGGAUGUGAGGAAGCUGAAGAACCGUGUGGCGGCUCUGGAAUCUGAGUCCGCCGUCACAUCGGCGAGAACCAGUAAAUUCUCCGGUACCAAGAACGACAUCUACCUGAACGGCGCCGCUGGAGCUGGAGCAGGCGGCGGCGUUGACAACACGAUACUGCUGGGUGGUGGAGCUGGCAGCAGCGGCGGCGGCGGGUCUACGACACGAGUCGGUGUCGCUGUUGGUGCUGGCGGCGGCGGAGGCGCUGCUGGAACCAACCAAGUCGACGUAGGACUCAGCGGCGGUGCCGGGUCUGCUGGAGGUGGCGGAGCAGUGGCGGGAGCUGGUACUGCUGCCCGAGCUGGAACCGUCGGCAGUUCUGCAGGCGGAGCCGGUGGCGCCACGUCUGGCAGUGGCACCGUCGUCGGGACGGGCGUGAGCGGCGGAGGAUCGUAUAUAGACGCAGCUUAUCUGCAGAUGGCCAUCCAGAACAUGCUGAGGUCCGAAAUGCAGUCGCAGGCAUUCAGAGCUUUGCUGACGUCCACUGUGCAGUACGAGAGAGGACAGCCGGGACCCAAAGGUGAUGCAGGUUACCCUGGACCUCCAGGUCCUCCUGGUGUGAUUGGACACACUGGCCCCGAGGGGCCCAAAGGACAGAAAGGAAACACAGGCGAUCAUGGACUGGAGGGGCAGCAGGGCUUGCGGGGUCGUGAGGGCCCGACCGGCCCCAGAGGCGAGCCGGGACUUCCAGGAAUUGGAAUGAAGGGUGACAGAGGAGCUCCAGGAGAUCCCGGUGUUCCUGGACCUGUGGGCAGCCCCGGACCGAAAGGUGAAUCAGGAUUUGGACUUUCUGGACCUCCAGGUCCUCAGGGUUUCCGUGGGGAAGCAGGACCACCUGGGCCUAAAGGGGAACGAGGACGUGAUGGAUCAUCUGGACCUAAAGGUGACUCUGGUGACAGAGGUCUCAGAGGUCUGCAAGGUGAGCCUGGGUUACCUGGGUUGCAGGGUUCAGCUGGAGAGAAGGGAUCAAAAGGAUCAAUGGGACCGCCUGGAGUGGACGGAGUUAAAGGAUCAAGAGGCGACCCGGGUCCUGCUGGGCCUCCGGGACUCAGAGGUCCUAUCGGGCCUCCUGGAGAUUCUGGGAUUCCAGGAACUCCUGGGCUUCAAGGACCACCAGGUAUCGCAGGAAAUCCAGGAAGACCUGGCGCCAAAGGUGAACCUGGUUCGGCUGGAAGAAUCAUCAAUGCAGCUGGCUCCUCUGCCGUCGGGAUCCCCGGACCCCCCGGUCCGGCUGGACCCCCUGGGCCCGCCGGUCCUCCAGGAUUAUCAGGUCCGAUCGGCCCUGCUGGUCUGCCUGGCCAGCCUGGUCCUAAAGGCGACAGAGGCUAUAAGGGAGACCAGGGAGAAGCAGGAGUAUCAGUGAGAACCAGUGAGAGUGUUUCCUCCACCAGGACUCAGAGUCAGUACGGAGCUGCUGGAGGCUCCGGGGUCACACUGCUGCCUGGGCCACCCGGUCCACCAGGACAACCCGGGCCUCCAGGACGUCCAGGGGAUUCAAGACAAGGACCUCCAGGACCACCUGGACCUCCAGGACCAACAGGUUAUGGCAGACCUGGACCCAAAGGAGACAAGGGAGACAUGGGCUUUUCCUCCAGCUCUGGAUCCUAUUACCCUGGACCACCAGGACCUCCCGGACCACCUGGGCCUGCUGGACCUGCUGGGCUUAAAGGAUCACCAGGUUCUCCUGGACCAAGAGGAUACCAAGGUGAACCAGGAACUCCAGGACGACCAGGAAGCUCAGAGAGAGUCUCAACUUAUUCUGGUGGACCGGGACUUCCCGGUCCCCCGGGUCCUCCUGGGCCCCCGGGGGUGCCUGGCCAGCCGGGCUCCUUCUCCUCCUCCUCUGAGAUGCGGCAGUACGUCUCUGAAUACAUCGGCAGAGCCACGAACGCUGGUCUCCAGGGACCUCCAGGUCCGCCCGGGCCUCCGGGUAUUCCUGGAGGCUUCACGGGCUCCAUCGACGACAUCUCCACUCGAAUCAUCGCUUACAUUCAGCGUUCUGGCUCAGGUCUUAAUUUAGGUGUACAGGGACCUCCGGGACCACCUGGGCCUCCUGGACCUGCAUCUGGAUCCUUCUCGGUCGGCAGCCUCAUCGCCAUGCUUCAGAGAGACGACGUGAGGAGGUACCUGUCGGGACCGCCUGGACCACAGGGACCUCCGGGACCACCGGGGGCGUCGGGAGGUCUGUCGGGCUAUUCGGGCAGUUACACCGUGGAGGAGAUCGCCAACUACGUCUUCAACAUCAUGAACGACAGAGGAAUCGCCAGAGGGCCUCAAGGACCACGAGGUCCUCCUGGGCCUCCGGGCCCUGCCGUCUCAGGAGGGUCCGGCUUCACCACCGCCACCAUCGACUACUCUGCUCUGAUAAGAAAUCCAGACUUCCGCUCCUGGAUCAGUUCAACUGUACGGCAAGGCGCCCCUGGUCCUCCGGGCACCCCGGGCCAGCCUGGCCCUCCUGGUCCUCAGGGGCCGCCGGGAGUCUCCACCUCCACCGUGUACGGGUUGGGAGGGCGUGGCUACAGCAUGGAGGACAUCCAGCGCUACCUGCAGAGUUCCGGGUUCAGAGGUCUUCCUGGUCCUCCUGGUCCUCAAGGCCCUCCAGGCCCUCAGGGUCCACCCGGCGGUUACUCUGGGUCGGUUUCCUACAGCGGAACCUUCCCUCGUGAGAGCAUCCGCGCUGAGCUGGAGCAAUAUCUGACCAGCGACAGCGUUCGUCGAACCAUCACCGGACCUCCGGGGCCUCCGGGUCCGAUGGGCCCGAAGGGAGAUCGCGGCGAGCCGGGUUUGAUCCAGAGCUACACGCAGAGCCAGAGCUAUGCUCAGGGCGAUCCUCGCUACAGCUCCUCACGCGGCGGAAUCGACGUCAACGUGCUGGACUACUCCAACGUCGCCGCCAAAGUCUCAGACUACAUCAAGAGUCAGGGCCUGCUGCAGGACUACGUGGGCGACGGGUCUCUGAGGGCCAACGUCCGAGCCAUUCAGGGUCCGCCCGGACCCCCCGGUCCCCCCGGAGUGCCUGGUCACAGCCGCGUCUUCGCGUCGUACGGCAACAUCACCGCCGACCUGGUGGACUUCUUCAGAGUCUAUGGCACCAUUCCCGGCCCCCCCGGGACCCCCGGACCAAAGGGAGAAAGAGGUUACCCAGGGCCCAGAGGAGAGAAGGGCGAUUCCGGACCGCCAGGUUUGCCUGGACUGCCAGGGGUGUACACGGUCCAGAUUCCACACCGGCAGAAGAGGGACACAGGUGAGACGGUGGUCAGUCGCCGCCGCCAUCGCCGCCACACCGGCAGUGCCUAAAAGGUCGGACAAACUACUGGAGCACGUCGCGUUUCAUUUCAGAUUUUCCUCAACUUCUUUAUUUUGUUUUUUUUUUUGUUUUUGUAGGUCAAUAACUGUACCAAUGCAAAAAAAAAAAAAAGCUGGUUUUUGCUGUUUCCAUUUGUAGAAAAGUCAGUGUGAGUGAAUAAAAGCAGCCAUGAAAUGCAUCAGCGUCUUUAAAGCUUUAGUAGAGGUUAGGAUUCAGCUGCUGGUCGGUGUUUUUGGGACACAGACCUCCGUUUCUUUCAUUGUUUUUGACAUAUGGGUGUAUAAUGUUUACUUUGCUUCGCCAGAUGCUUGCCGUCACUUUGUUUUUCCCCCCCACAGGGGCAUCCUCAUCUGAGAAUAUAUAUAUUUUUAAAGCAAUAACAAGCAGUUGCUGAUAUUUCAAAUUGCACUUUGCAUCUUUUUUGUUCCACUGAGUGUCUGGUGUACGUUUGUUUUUUGUUUUUUUUGUAACUGUUGCCUUUUGAGGAUUAUAUUUGUACUGAGGAUUAUGUAGGCGUUAACAGUAUCUGCUCCCACGAUCCAAAUUAUCCGAAACCUUUUGCUCCAUAAGUGCAUAGGUCACUGCAUCCUGUCGACUCGGUCUCAGAUGGUUUUAGGACGGGAGGGGGUUUUCCACUUUAACGUUCAUGGCUUACUUGAAAGGUUGGUAUAAUUGAAAGAAGAGACGUGAAUCACGUUUGUGUGACUGAAACCGCAGCGACUCGAAUGAUCACGAUCGAUUGGAUUGUAUAUUUUUGUGUAAAAGCGCACUGAAUUUGAUAUAUUUUCUUUAUACCUUUACAUGUUGGAAGAAUAAAUUAUAAAGUGUU